Messenger RNA from Vespula vulgaris, 4911 nucleotides. RefSeq names its product polycomb protein Asx-like (gene Asx). Gene Ontology annotation, cellular component: PR-DUB complex. The transcript has 8 exons. Gene Ontology annotation, molecular function: chromatin binding; DNA binding. Gene Ontology annotation, biological process: positive regulation of transcription by RNA polymerase II; animal organ morphogenesis. Bases 269 to 3643 code for a protein of 1124 amino acids. Lineage: Eukaryota; Metazoa; Arthropoda; Insecta; Hymenoptera; Vespidae. The record is from RefSeq and is a predicted model, not a curated record.
UAUACAAAUACAAUAUGGCCGAAAGAAGAGGAAGUUUGCGAAUCUUAACGAAUGACAUUUUAUUAAAAGUUUAAAAAAAUUUUUUAAAUUUGAAUGUUCGGUCGAUACCGUGUGUUUACUAUCUUUGAUGAACGAUGGAUUGCGGGAUAUAUUAAAAAUUAGUUCGUUGUUCUACAGUCACAUUGAACGAUUAUGUUACUGAAUGAUUGUUGGUGAGAGAUGUUAUGUUUAUUUCUUUAAUACGAGAAGGCGUUUGUAAGGUGCUGUCAUGGACACUGAUGUUGAACUGUCUAAAGAAGGAUGUGAAUCUGGUCCAGGUUGUUCCGGUUAUUCUAGCAUGGUGCACAGUAAGAAAGUUAUCAAACAUGCAUUGCGGCAACAAGCCAAGAGACGUAGGAAAAAUACCACCAUAGCAGCAGGAAAUUCUCGUACUUUGCCAAGAAUCGUUGUUAAGCCACUGCCACCACCUCCACCAAACGAACCACCACCUCCGGUCAACAAUGUACAACACAUCAAUACAGUAGUUGAAGAACCUGCUGCAACAAUGAGGGAAGUUUUGGCUAGUUUGCCAGGAUUUAGUUUAAAAUCAGGACGAAGACGUUCAACAAAGAGAUUAUCUGCAACUGCACAAUUAGAAGCUGGUUUAGUAGAUCUUGAAUCACCAGCAAGCAUUUUAGCUAGUACAAGUUUACGUGCUCUUUUAAACAGGCAUACGUUCCAAGGCCUUCCUCCUUUAUAUCAGAGAAAACUCGCACAGCUUUUACCUGCCGUUGACAGACAGGAUGCAGCAACUUCUGGAUUAAAUAAUGAGUUUUUUGCUCGAGCUUGUUUAGAAUGGCGUAAACGAUUAGCAGAAGGAGAAUUUACUCCAGAAAAUCAACAGCGAUUAAAGAUGGAAGCAGAGCGUGACAAAAAUAAAUUAGAUCCUUGGAAAGUAAAACAUUUUGAACCCAUUUGGGGUGAAAAACGUGAACCUAAACUAAGAUCGGGUCUUCAUUGUAUUAAUGAAUCACGAUCUAGUGGUGCGGUUACACGUUCGAGCCUAAGGUUACGUUUAGAAAACAAUAUUGAUACAAUUACAUCAGAAAAUACUCAUUGUCCUAUUGUAUUGUCAGAAGAUAAAAUUGAGGAAGACAGUUGUAAAAUUGACAUUAAUACGAAUAACACAGAAGAUAUAAAUGAUGCACAGGAAGAGCAAGCAAAUCUUUUAUCAACUGAAUAUAAUGAAUCUAUACACACUGACUCUGUAGAAAUAGCAGUAAGCACACAAUUAUGUCAGGAAAGGAUAGAUGAUGCUAUUCAUGUUAAUGAUGUUACAGAAGAAACACCAAAAAAUAAUGAGAUAGAAAAUCAAAUUUGUCAAGAAAAGAAUGUAGAUACAUAUAUGGAAGAAGAGGUACAGGAAAAUCAUAAGGAAGUGGAAGUGGAUGUCAAAGAUCACCUUCUUGAAGUUGCAGAAGAAAAUACAGGAACUUUAUUAGAGGAUAAUUCAUCAUCAAAAUCUAAUGAACAAUCAGAACAUGUAUCUUUAGAAGAGCCAAACUCACAAUUGCCCAAGGAAUGUACACCUGAAACUUCGGUGGAUCAAAUAUCUCAAAUAUCAAAAGAACAAAUUACCCAAAUUUCUGAUGAUCAAAUUUAUCAAAUAACAGAUUGUGAAACUAGUACUGCACUUGGAAAUUCACCGACACAUUCUCAAGUUAGAACAAGUGAUAUUGUGAUGGAUGAAUCAAAUUUGAUGGUUAAUAAUACACAAUCAGAAUCAGGGCCAGUCUCACAUGAAAAUUCAGCAGAUGGUGAGUCACAAAUUCCUGAGGGAAUGGAAAUUGAUAGUGAAACUUUGCAACGUAUACACGAGCUAGAGGUACGCGGGGAAAUGCGAGAAGCUUAUGAAGAAAUUUCAGGAUGCCCAGAAGAAAUUAUGUAUCCUAUUUUAGAGAGUAUGGAAAUGGAAUCAAAUAAUACUGAAGAAACAGAGGCUCAGGUGACUGCACAAGUAGAAGAUGUUAGAGGGCCGCAAGACGUAACUGGCGGAAAUGAAGAUGAAGCUUUGAGGGAAGCGAAUAAUUAUGUUUGUUCAGAAAUGUUAGAGUGUAGUUGGACAGUAGAUCCUGCUGUUAAUACCAUCAAUAAUAACAAUAGGACACAAGAAGAACUUCAAGUUCCCUGGCCUUUAGUAGCUGCUGCUUUAGACGGUUCGGUUGCUGCUAAUAUUACAGUGACUACACAAGAUGAAUGUGGUGAAACACCUGCUACAACUGAAUCAACAAAUGCUGCACAACAAUUCAUAAACUCAGACGCUACUGUUGAAUCUGUUAACUGUAUUCAACUUCCCGUCGUUCAAGGAACUCCUUUCCAAUCUGAAAGCUUAGCAAUUGGCAAUCCAGGAACAAGUUGCAUAAUGAAGAAUCUUCAAUCACAGAAUCCACCAAUUAUUGCCUUUCCACAAUUGCAGUCUAUUAGAUUUGUACAAACCAGUUUUCAUUCAGAGCAAAAUACAACACCAGUAUUGAACAAUGCUACUGCAAUUUCGACUCAGUUACAAAAUCAGCCGAACUCAACUCCGCAGGUUAACAUUAUGAGAGCACAGGAUGAAAUUGUACAGUUGAACACACAGAAUAAUAUUCUGCAUAAUAAUAUUCGUGAUAAUGUGACACAAAAUCAAAUUCAAAAUACAGUACCAGUUGGAAUUGGAGUGCAAACACAGAAUAGAGCACAAAAUACUAUUAUGGUUCAACAUCAAGCAACAACACCUACACAAUCGCGUCAAAUCGUCGCCACUUUACAUCAACAGCAGCAACAACCACAACAGUAUCACAAUACAACUGUGUCAGUUUCUUCAAGAACAUCUCGUUCUAAUAAUCAAGGAAAUCAAAGAGGUUCUAGGAAUAGUAACAAAGAACAGGGGGGAGGAAGAUCCAGAGGUACAACUAAGGAACCACCAGGAGCUGUUAAUUUAGAACGCAGCUAUCAAAUUUGUCAAGCGGUAAUACAAAGUUCACCGAAUAGAGAUCAACUUAAAGCCCAUCUUAAACCACCACCUAGUUUGUUAGCAAGAGGUGAUGGAGCGUUUACAACUAGUAAGUCUGGCGGGCGAACAAUCACAACACUUAAAACUCAAAAAACACAACAAUCAAUGCAACAUAAUAAGCAAGGACAAAAUAAGCCUCAAGCUGUCAUGCUUAGGCAUGUGUUUGCUACAGCACGUCAAGCAACAUCUACAGAGGUUACAGAAAGCAAUACAGUAGCGCAGUUAGGAUCUACAGCUACCAGUGCACUUGGACAAUACAUUCUUGUGCAAAGGACAGGUGUCGGAGAUGGUGCACCAAGAGCGUCAUCUGCACCACCAUUACCUCCUCAAAUUGCAGGAAUGGGUGUUGGAGUACAUUUGGUUAGAGGUAGACCAGCAAGUGCAGGAGAGGGUUCACAUCAAGCAGUUACGCUAAAGGCACGAGGUACCGAUGGCAGAGGAGCAGGCGGAGCUGAACCUGGAGCGCCUGGUAUGAUUAUGGGUGGAGAUCCGCCACCCCCUUGCGAUUGCAAUAUGCGGGGUGCUAUGGUAAUCUGUCGACAAUGCGGUGCCUUUUGUCACGACGAUUGCAUUGGACCACAGCGUAUCUGCGCUACUUGUCUUAUACGUUAAUUGUCAUCUAUUAAUUGUUUAUAUAUAAAGGUAAUUAACACUAGGAAGAAAGUGUUGAAUAUCAAACAAAAAUGUCGAACAGUAUUUGCAGCCAUGUAUGUGAACGUUAUAUUAUGAUUUAUUCAAUUGUGACAUAGUCACCUCCUUGGACAAUUUUUCGAAGUAUUAUAUGUGGUUCUAGAAAAUAGACAAAAAGAAACUAAUGCUACAAAAGAAACUGAUAGUUUAUCAUCAGCACUUUAAUAUUAAUACUAUUCUACGUGACAAGGGUAUCAAGGAUAUAGUUUAAAAGAAAUUAAAUUUGUUUAGUUAUCAUAUUAAUCUCUGACAUUCAUAUUGAAUUGAGCAUUCAUUUUAUUUUUGUUAUUUAACAACUUUAUGUACGUAUAUAUAAUAUGUUAGAAUAUUGAUCCAGUAUAUUUUACAUUAUGAAAUAAUUUACUAUUUUAUGAUAAUUUGUAUAUUAUGUUUUGUACAGACAAAUUUUUUUAUACUCUCUUAUAUACACGCUCUUUUAUCCGUUCUCUAUCUCUUUUUGUUUUAAAUCUUUUAACGCGUGGAAGGAUAAUGUAUCUAUUAUAUUGUGCUUUAUGAUAUAAAACGUCUUAUAUUUUUAUCGCUGGAAUUUUGUUUUCUGUGAUGACAUAAUUCGAUUUUAUUAAAUUUCACGUUUAUCUUAUUGGUACGAUAUUAUUAUUUAACUGUAUAAAAUCUCAUUACAUAUCAUAUUAUAUUUAAACAUUAUCACAAUAUAAUUAUCUCUCAUAACAAUAUUUAGUAUCUUAAUCCAAUAAUACCAUAAACGUGAUUAUUCCAGAAGUUGUUAGUAUUUAUAAAUAUGAAUUUCAACUGUAUCCUUGCAACUCAGAUUUGCAGUAAGAAGUAAAUCUCUUACAGUCCGACUCUAAUACCGUCUUCCACUCAAUAUUACAUUCUGUAAUAUGCAUCGCGCGCUAUUUAUUUAUUAAUGCAAAUUUAAAUUCAUUCUCAUUGUGUAGGAAAUAUCCCUGUACAUGGUGGUCAUAAGACUAUAUAAUGAUCUCUUAUAAUGACUUUCUUAAGUCCCCCAAGGAGACUGUUAAAGUAUGACACUUUAGAACAGAGUUUGAAAUGUCAUUUGCAUAAUAUUAAUUAUGGUAUUAUUUAAAUACGUGCAAGAUAGGCCAUGGUGUACAGGAAUGCUAUUUACUAUAUAGUAUAUUAGAGCUACAAUCAAUUAAACAGUGAAGAAUCAAUUUAGCUGUUACAUCUUAUUUUGUUAUAGAUAA